UGAUUCUCCGCGCCUGCAGGCAAUCGCAGUAGCGUCCCUGUACACUGGAUGAUUGCUCUCAGCCCGUCAUCCUGGCCUUCUUUCCGGGCUAGGAUCCUUCCGUGAUCGUUCAAUUUUUCCCCCUUCUUCUUUCCCUUGCUUCCUUGUUACUAUUCCUAUCACUUUCAUUCAAGCCGCAACCUCUUUAUCCGGCGCAAUGAACCUUUCCCUUAUUGACCCCUUUGUCCUGGCUCAGGACUACCCGGACACCCUAACAGAGAAACUGAGAAGCGGCCAUGCGACAUGUUUACGCUUCAAUCGCAAGGGCGACUAUCUAGCCUCCGGACGAGUAGACGGUACCGUGGUGAUAUUCGAUAUAGAGACAAAUGGGGUGGCGCGAAAACUACGGGGUCAUACGAGGCAGAUUCAGUCGCUCAGCUGGUCUAGGGACGGUCGAUAUCUUCUGAGCUCCUCUCAGGAUUGGAAAUGUAUUCUAUGGGAUCUGAAAGACGGUUCGCGGGUGCGCACCGUCCGAUUUGAAGCGCCAGUAUACAUUGCCGAACUACAUCCUUACAACCACUUGCUAUUUGUCGCCUCUCUAUUCGAAGAGCAGCCCGUGCUCGUCGACGUCUCGUCUCCCAAACCGAUUAAGCGCAUCCUCCCCUCCGCCCCAUUCCGCCCCAAGUCAGAAGAAGUCGACCCCGCCGUGGCCGCAAAGCAAGCGGCCCAGGAUGCAAAGCAGUCGACCUGCGUGACCAUAUUCACCGCGCUUGGGAAUCACAUCAUCGCAGGAACCUCCAAGGGCUGGAUCAAUAUCAUCGAGACCCAGACCUGCACGACCAUCCACUCCACGCGACUCUGCAACGGCGUGGUGAUCCUCAUCCGCCUCUCCAGCAACGGACGAGACCUCCUCAUCAACAGCUCCGAUCGAGUCAUCCGCACAAUCCUCAUGCCCGACCUCUCCCAGCUCGGCAUCGACCUCGAACCCGCCAGCAUCAAACUCCAGGUCGAACACAAAUUCCAAGACGUCGUCAACCGCCUCAGCUGGAACCACGUCACCUUCUCAUCCACCAGCGAAUUCGUCACCGCAUCCACCUACAUGAACCCAGACAUCUACGUCUGGGAACGCAGCCACGGCUCCCUCGUCAAGAUCCUCGAAGGGCCGCGCGAAGAGCUCGGCGUCGUCGAAUGGCACCCCCACCGACCGAUGGUCGUCGCGUGCGGCCUCGAGUCCGGCAACAUCUACACAUGGUCGAUCGUGACGCCGCAGAAAUGGUCCGCCCUGGCCCCUGACUUCGGCGAGGUCGAAGAAAACGUCGAGUACGUCGAACGCGAGGACGAAUUCGACGUCCACCCCGCCGAAGAGAUCCACAAGCGCCGUCUCGACCAGGAAGACGAAAUUCCCGACGUCCUGACCAUCGACUCCCAGAAAAGCGGCGCCGACGAGGACGUCGAAUCCUUCCGCAUGCCCGUCCUCCUGGAUAUCUCCGACAGCGAGAGCGAAGAAGACAUCGUGGCCGUGGGGCCGGGGACCAUGCGUCGACGGAGCCCCGGUGCCGGUCGCGAGUGGAUGAACGACGGCGAUAAAGACUCGACGGCCGGGGGUGGGAGAAACGGGACCGGUAGAGGAGGAAGGGAGCGGCGACGAUGAACUACCCUCUCCCCUUGUCUUCCCAUCUCUUUCUUCUCUUUCUUUUCUCUAUCCAUCUGUCUUAUUAUCUCUUUUGGUUCAUCAUUUAUGGAAGGCAAUUUUGGUUUGUUUUAUCAUUAGACCGUUGGGGUUUGAUGUCGGUUUUCUUUUCUUUGGCUGUCGUUGAAGGUCAUCUAUGAGGUUAUGAGCGUUUCUGGCGACGAUUAGUUGCCAUAUCUUGGAAGUACCGUACCUACCUAUUUAUACCCAAUACCACCAUAUCUUAC
Molecule: messenger RNA, 1896 nt
Organism: Aspergillus steynii IBT 23096
Lineage: Eukaryota; Fungi; Ascomycota; Eurotiomycetes; Eurotiales; Aspergillaceae
Product: Set1-mediated histone H3-K4 methylation subunit Swd1
Exons: 5
Coding region: 197-1630 (477 amino acids)
Cellular component (GO): Set1C/COMPASS complex
Molecular function (GO): protein binding
Source: RefSeq, a predicted model, not a curated record